Molecule: messenger RNA, 2762 nt
Organism: Schistosoma turkestanicum
Lineage: Eukaryota; Metazoa; Platyhelminthes; Trematoda; Strigeidida; Schistosomatidae
Source: the annotation of a GenBank genome assembly
AUUAGUUAGAACACUCAGAGGUUUCCUUGAGGUGUCUUUCCUACGUCCGGCAAAUCGCAAACAAAUACGCACUCGCACUAGAGCAUUAUCUGGAUCUAAACAUGUACCCCGGAAUGAGCGACAGUCCUCUAUCGAGCCCCUCCAUCGGUGUCUGAUGGCCAUGUGAUCUAGUUGCGUCCAACGUUGAGACGACUUCGGGGGGUCGCCAAGUCAAAAGUUAGUGUUUCCUAGAAAUAGGCGGUUACCUGAGCAUAGUCGCAACAGACGGUUGUCAUAACCUGUUCUCUGAACAGCGAUACCAUAACAUCCACCUAGAUGUCUUUCAUUUUCACUGAGUCUACCUACUUGAACAUUGAAGUCACCAGCCAUUAUUACUUUAUCAGAGCGCCUAACUUUUUGGAGGAGGUCCGAAAGCUUUCUGUAAAACUUAUCUUUAACCUCGUUUGAACUGCAGUCAGUGGGGGGAUAGGUAGAUACGACGAAGAGGCAACGACGAGUGUCCCUAUCCUUCCGAAUCCUUGCUCUCCCGUUUAGUCGGACGGCGUACAGGCGACUAUCUACAGGGAUCCAGUCUAGGAGAACUAGUUCUGCCCUGUGACUCAAUGCUAUACCUACACCAGCGGGACCCCUGGAAGCAGCAUCAGGGCUUCCAGAUACACGAAGGGUAAAUGGAGUUGCUUUAUCUUGACAUGGUUAGGUCAAGUGAAUGAUGCUACUCGUAUCCUGUAUGCGCGUUUCCGAGACGCAGCAUACAUCGAUGGUUCAAGAUUCUAAAGUCCUAGUUGAUGAAGCCUGUUGCCCUAUUUGACACCAUGUCCGUACAUUAAAAGCUCCAACCUGUAGUCUAGAACGGGGUUUCAAGAGACCAGGAAUGACGUUUCGUGAACUCGCAUCGUUUGAAUUAGCGGUGCAGUGUGAUAAAGGAGUAUGAGAAGAGUUAGUUGUGGAGAUAAGAGAGACAUUAGGGGGUGUAGUAAGGAUUUGAUUUUGACCACUUUGAUCUCGUGGGCGGUUGACACUUCCCGGCUGCUCAUACCGUGGAAGGGUGUUUUUCGAGGAACCUGAAAAGGAGGGUAGAUUAGAGUUGGUCUUAUAGACCUGGGAGCGUGACCACAGAGUGCAAGAGAUAACUGCUUGAGGCCGGUCACGCACUCAUUUUUAUGAAAGGUUUUUUGAGUAUUAACUCCGCUCUUUUUAAAGCCCUUACCGCUGGAGACGGAAAUCCAAAUACACGUAACUAAUUUACCAAAUACACGCUUGUGUAGUCGAAUUUCCGCCACAAUUCUUGUAUUGGCUAGUGGUACUAUUGGACUGUCUUAAUCAAACUAGACAAAAAGGGUAUGAAUUUGCAGCUUGCUGGUGGCAAACCGAGUUCUUAAAUCAUUAACCCACCACCAGUUUUUCAAGGAAUCCAAACAUAGAAGAUCCUUAGUUUAAUCUAUCAAAUGAGCAAUCUUUUUGACAUUUACGCUUAUGGAAUAUAGCUUAUCAAAUUGCUGGCUAGUACUAGUUCUCACAGAUACGAAACGGCUGUUGAAUCAAAUUCACGCAAGUUAAAACUGAUGACAGUGCUUAAAAUUAGGACUGAUUUGGUACUAUUAUCUACCUGUAUGUCGUAGUUAUAAACUUAUCAUUGUUCAUAGGAUACGGGUUCUAUUAUUUUUUUCUAAAAAUUUAUUUUCGUUUAUAGGAGAUGCACAUCAUUUAGUCGCACCUGAUACAACAGGGAAUGGAGCACUUCGAAGUAUGCUAAACGCAUUCAAAGACUCAAAACUUGGAAGUUUAAAUCAAGUUGGACACAUAAAUUGUCAUGCAACAUCUACUCCUGUAUGUGAUUUAACAGAUCUGAGUGCUAUUGCACAAAUGUUCGGUGAAUAUUUUACUUCUCAAGACAAUACACCUAUUGUAAUCAAUUCAAUUAAAGGUCACCUUGGCCAUUGUUUGGCUGCAGCUGGUGCCAUAGAAAACGUGUAUGCUGCUUUAUCUGUUAACCAGAAUCGAAUUUGUGGAAAUCUCAAUUUACACAAUCCUAUCUCGGUUUAUGAGUUGAUGGAGGUUUUAAAAUCUAAUUCCAAAUCUUCCUCCAAUGCUUCCUUCACUGAAAAAUGCAUAGAUCUGUUUAAAAACCAUGUUGUACUUCCUAGACACGAUGAAGUACAGAUUGCAUGGCCAAAUAGUAAUCCACAUAUUGUUAUGAUCAAUUCAUUUGGAUUCGGUGGAACAAAUGGAACUCUUCUAAUUUCAGAAUGGACAGAUUAGCACAUGUAUUUUAUUUUAUUGUAUAGAUUUUAUCCAAUCAUUUAUUAUUAACGAUCAAGUUGUUUUAGUGCAAAUAGUGCUAAGUGUUAGUUUAUUUACUUAUCAGAUAAAUCUGAAAUGAAGGAUAUCAUCAAGAUACAGCCUCUAAAUUUUCUUAAACUGGUUUACUUGGGUGUACGAAGAAAUUUAAUUAUUAUUUUAUGCAAUUAAUCUCAGUCAGAUUAAUAUUUGAUGAACCAACUAAUUCAAUUCUACUUGUUCCUUACCAGAUGGAUAUAACUUGAUUGAUCAUUCAUUUUACUUUGAUAAUUCCUCAUUUGAUUAUGCGAUUGUUUCUUCGUUAUAUGCAUCAUUUUUGAUCCCAUUCAAGAAUUAUUCAUCUUGUUGUAUAAAUAUGGUCAUAGACCAAAUGAAUUAUGUUCUACUUCAUACUAUAUUUCAUAUUCCCAAGUUUUGUUUUCUAUACAUAGUUUAUAAGUCCUAAAUAUAUAUUUUUUAACAUA